Molecule: messenger RNA, 1338 nt
Organism: Pseudophryne corroboree (corroboree frog)
Lineage: Eukaryota; Metazoa; Chordata; Amphibia; Anura; Myobatrachidae
Gene: C11H11orf96
Product: chromosome 11 C11orf96 homolog
Exons: 1
Coding region: 415-801 (128 amino acids)
Source: RefSeq, a predicted model, not a curated record
UACAGAGCCCUGACAGCAAGGAGUCCCCUAGCUUUCGGGGGGGUCAGAAGAACUUGGAGAGAAAAAUGGUCUGGAAACGUCAUUAUCUGCAGGCUGCAAAAUCAAAGGCUUUAAAAGGAGCGUGUUGUCAUCAGCAGGGAGGGGGCGAGGGUAUAAAGCGGGGAGGCAGGCUCACCCUCAGCAGCAUUCCCUCUCAGCAGGACCUCAGCUCAGGCAGAGCCCCCAGCAGAUGGACAUUACUAUACUGGACCCUCUCAUUGCAUUGCACAUAGAUCUGCAGAGGCUACUGUGGGUGCAGGGUGGCGGCAUACUCACUGCAGAGCACCCAGGACAGGGACCCCCUCUCAUGCCAAGCAGCUGGUGGUCCCCCCCACUUCCUUCUCCAGAGUUAUCCAUCAGAUCUAAGGGCUCACCAUGUCUUCAGCUGUCAUGUCUGCCAAGCAGGCAGAGCCAAUGGGCAUCUGCUCCAGCUACCAGACAGUGAUGCCCCACUACAGUGGGGCAACUGAGGAAUACCCCCAGCCCAUUCAGCCCAGGCCCCUGAGGGGCAAGGGGAAGCUGAGGAGGCCAAGGCAGAGCAGGUUCAAGACCCAGCCUGUUACCUUUGAUGAGAUCCAGGAGGUGGAGGAGGAGGGGGUGUCCCCCACUGAGGAGGAGAAAGCCAGAAAGUCCUUCCUGCAGUCCCUGGAGAACCUCAGGAGAAGCUCCCACACCAUGCACCUCCAGAGGGACAAGCUCCUCAGCGGCAGCAGCAAGCUCAGGCACAGCCUGGACUCCAGUGACUCCGACUCCACAAUGUGAGCUGGACCCUGCACUCAUCGGGCGCACAAAGGGUUACCUUCCUCCAGCAAUGCACUCUCAGGUGCGCUGCCGCUGGUGGCCAGCAGAGGGCGCAACGGGAGCGAGAAGAGCGUCCCACUGGAGAAAGCGCCUAUUAACCAGGGACACGGUGCGGCCUCAGGGGCUUCUGCAAAGUGACAUGGGGACUUCUGCUCGCAAGAAGCUGCACUUUGGCCUUCAAGGAGUUACCAUGGCCCUGAACUGCGCUCCUGAGACGCCUGCUGUGUGGUGCAAGGCCAGUGUAGGGGUUAAUUGUCCAAUGUGGACCAGCUGCUGACUGUACCCAAAUUGUUGUGAACUUGUCCUUACAGCUGUGAGCCUGUAGCUGCCACUUACCCCCAUCCUACCAUCUGGGCAGACUUGUCAGGGAGGGGGUUAUGCUUAUUUUUGUAAACCAAAAUUAAUGUAUAAAUAUCUAUUUUUGCACCUGCACUGUUCUGGCAUUUGUUACAUGAAUAGUUACAUUUAUAGUACUUUAAAUAAACACAUUGCAAAGUG